This is a messenger RNA of Hevea brasiliensis (rubber tree), 1149 nucleotides long. RefSeq names its product putative receptor-like protein kinase At3g47110. The record is from RefSeq and is a predicted model, not a curated record. The transcript has 3 exons. Gene Ontology annotation, biological process: hormone-mediated signaling pathway. Lineage: Eukaryota; Viridiplantae; Streptophyta; Magnoliopsida; Malpighiales; Euphorbiaceae. Gene Ontology annotation, molecular function: protein binding. Gene Ontology annotation, cellular component: plasma membrane. The coding region runs from base 1 to 1149 and encodes 382 amino acids.
AUGGGAAAUGAGACUGAUAGGUUUCCUCUUAUGCAAUUCAAAGCCAAGAUAAGCAAUGAUCCAAAUGACGUCUUCAGCUCAUGGAAUGACUCUGUCCACUUCUGCAAAUGGCAAGGUGUUACUUGUGGCUCCAAACAUCAGAGAGCUACGUCUCUAAAUCUGCAGGGGUUGAGCUUGUCAGGCAACAUAUCUCCACAUGCAGGGAAUCUCACCUUCUUGAGGUUUCUCAGCCUUGGUAGCAACAGAUUCCAUGGAGAAAUUCCUCGAGAAGUUGGUCACCUCUUCAGAUUGAGAUUUAUCAACCUGACGAAUAACCAGUUGAGUGGUGAAAUUCAAGGUGGCAUCAGCAAUUGCUCAGAGCUUGCCAACUGCAGCAAUCUGCAACAAUUAUAUUUUGAUGGAAACAAUUUUGGUGGUGAAUUACCUAGCUCCAUUGGCAAUAUGUCUAACCUUGUCCAAUUAGGCCUAGGACGAUAUCCAAUAUCAGGAACAAUCCCAGAAGAGGUAGGGAAUCUUGUCAAUCUGUAUCGAUUAGAUAUGGAUGGAAACCUUUUUUCUGGUAGUAUCCCCAUUUCUUUUGGAAAGCGGCAAAAGCUGGAAAGGCUAACCUUAAAUCACAAUCUACUUUCUGGAGAAAUCCCAGUGUUCCUAGGUCCUUCACACCCAGAAGUAGGCAACUUGAAAAGUAUUAAUGCAUUUGAUGUCUCAGAGAACAUACUCUGUGGGGAAAUUCCUAAGACAAUACGCGAUUGUUCAAGGCUAGAAAUCCUUAACAUGCAGGGUAACUUCCUGCAGGGACCCAUUCCCUCAUCUUUCGUUUCUUCGAAAGGUCUCCAACGAAUAGAUCUGUCCAGAAAUAACUUGUCAGGAAAUAUUACAAAUGAGUUAGAGAAGCUAAUCUUCUUGCAAUAUUUGAAUCUUUCUUUCAAUAAUUUUGAGGCUGAGGUACCAAAAACAGGAGUUUUUAGCAAUGCAAACGCAUUUUCGCUUGUUGGAAAUAGAAAUCUUUGUGGAGGUAUCCCAGAAUUGCAGCUACCAGAAUGCCCUGGCAAAGAAGAGAAACACAGAAAGCCUUCCAUUGUUACAAUCCUCGCCACAACCAUCAGGAACUCUUGCAAGCAACUGGCAGAUUCUCUUCAGAAAACUUAA